AUGCUUAUCUCAGAGGUAAGCACGAUCAACUGAGCAGAUGUAGAGUGUGAUAACACACGUCAUGGCUCUGUUUCUUCAUUCGCUGUUUGUUUGGAUCAGUUCGCCACGUUGACAUCACUCACUUUGUAUUUACAGGGUCAGUGUUUUGUGGCAAUCAGCCCAGAAAACUUUGCUCCGGGGUUCAAUGGCAGGAUGACAGACUUGCUUGGCAUCCACAUAGUGAUGGAUCCAGUAAGUGCUGCUGCUACUGCUGCUCAAACGCAACAACCACUAAGCGCCAUCAUUUUAAUUGACUGUGAAACAAUGUACAGUUCUGUCACAGAGCUAAGUGUAGUGAAUGCUGCUUGUUUCUUUAGGCGGACCCUAACUGCCCUGUUCUGGUGGCUGGAGAUCCAGAGAGGAUGAACAUGAAGAAGUGUGAUGACAUGGGCGGCAUCCCUUAUCACAUAAAUGUCGUCAACUACAUGGUAAGAGAUCAAUUAUGGAGUGAAACAUGA
Messenger RNA from Xyrichtys novacula (pearly razorfish), 497 nucleotides. The record is from the annotation of a GenBank genome assembly. Lineage: Eukaryota; Metazoa; Chordata; Actinopteri; Labriformes; Labridae.